ACGACAUGCAUGUGAAUCUCAAAUCACAACAUGCAUGUAAAUGUCCCUCACAAAUCACACACAGCUUUUGCGUAACAACAUUUAAUUCAUCAGAUGUUAUCAUGUAACAAGAUUGAAUUGGUGAUCAAACCAUAUAGACAAUCAAACAAAACUACGUGAUCAAUUAUUAAGUCUAAGAAUGGAGUCGAUCAUGAGCAAUUGGAUGCGAAUCCCGAAAGAUGAAUUAAAGGAGAAGAUCACAAUGCCUACAUAUAUUCGUCUUGGGAUACUCCAAGCUAUAGAAUACAAAGAUAUUGAUGCGGGCAAGUCUAAUUUUGAAAGUGCAUUGAGGUCGGAGGAACCUCCAGAAUCUCCGUUGAUUGUGUUUAUCAAUUCCCGGAGCGGUGGUCGUCAUGGUCCCGAACUUAAAGAGAGGCUUCAAAAUCUGAUGAGUGAGGAGCAGGUAUUUGACUUAUCAAUAGUGAAGCCUCAUGAAUUUGUUAAGUAUGGAUUAGGCUGCCUAGAGAAGUUUGCUAGCCUUGGAGACCAAUGUGCCAAAGAGAUCCGUGAAAAGCUGCGGGUUGUGGCUGCGGGAGGUGAUGGUACAGUGGGUUGGGUUCUAGGGUGUCUUGGAGAACUUCACAAACAGGGUCGAGAACCUGUUCCACCAACAUCAAUAAUCCCACUAGGUACAGGAAAUGACUUGUCCAGGAGUUUUGGCUGGGGUGGAUCACUUCCUUUCAAGUGGAAAUCAGCUGUUAAAAGAAGUCUUUUACGCUCCACUAAUGGACCACUUUGUCGGUUAGAUAGCUGGAAUCUUCGUAUAUUAAUGCCAGCUGGAGAAGAGUUGGAAACACCACAUGCUCUGAAGCCCACUGAAGAGUUUUGUCUGAAUCAGGAACUAGAAAUUGCAGGGGAGUUGUCAGAGAAAGUAUCCUGCUACGCGGGAGUGUUUUAUAACUACUGUAGCAUAGGAAUGGAUGCCCAAGUUGCUUACGGUUUCCACAAUUUGCGGAAUGAGAAACCUUUCCUUGCUCAAGGUCCGAUAGCAAAUAAGCUCAUAUAUUCCGGAUACUCUUGCAAACAAGGGUGGUUUCUCACUCCAUGUAUCGCUGAUCCGAGUUUAAGGGGACUUAAUAAUAUAUUGCGGAUGCACAUCAAAACUCUUAACUGCUCAGACUGGAAACAAGUCCCUCUCCCAUCAAGUAUUAGGGCAUUAGUUGCAUUAAAUCUUCAGAAUUAUGCAAGUGGAAGAAAUCCAUGGGGAAAUCUCAAGCCAGACUACAUGGAAAAGAAAGGCUUUGUUGAGGCUCAAGUUGACGACGGUCUCUUAGAAGUGUUUGGCCUGAAACAGGGUUGGCAUGCUUCAUUUGUCAUGGGGGAACUUAUUCAAGCCAAACACAUUGCCCAGGCUUCCGAAAUUCGAUUUGAAUUUAGAGGUGGACAGUGGAGAGAAUGUUUCAUGCAAAUGGAUGGAGAGCCAUGGAAACAACCAAUGAAUAUGGAUUAUUCUAGUUUUGUGGAAAUUAGAAGGGUGCCGUUUCAAUCGGUGAUGAUAUAUGGGGAAUAAGUUUAGAUGGUCUGUCUUUCUCCGACCAGUCUCUUAAUUUUUUUUGAAUUCUUAUAUUAACUUCAUUCUGUAGUUAGAUGGUCUUGUCUAUCUAAUAAGUUUAGUUUUGAGUAAUCUGCAUUUUUCAUAUAUUAAUUUCAGUCUUAUUUUUAAUAGCAUAACUUGAAGUUUGAUAGUUCUCAUCUUUUAAUUUUAAAACUCUCUGCAUUUUACA
Molecule: messenger RNA, 1763 nt
Organism: Daucus carota subsp. sativus
Lineage: Eukaryota; Viridiplantae; Streptophyta; Magnoliopsida; Apiales; Apiaceae
Product: diacylglycerol kinase 4
Exons: 12
Coding region: 179-1549 (456 amino acids)
Molecular function (GO): ATP-dependent diacylglycerol kinase activity
Source: RefSeq, a predicted model, not a curated record